Molecule: messenger RNA, 317 nt
Organism: Prorocentrum cordatum
Lineage: Eukaryota; Dinophyceae; Prorocentrales; Prorocentraceae
Source: the annotation of a GenBank genome assembly
CAACGGACGGGAGUGCGGGAAUGCUUGGGACGCGGCGCGGCGAUUUCGGGGUCCCCCGAGGCGUCCCCGGCCUGCCCAGAGAGUGCCGCCGUGGACCCUGUUGGCGCCGCGGCGGAGCUGGCGGCCACGGGCGCCGCUGGCGCCUCCGAGGGGGCGGCCGAGCAGGGUGCCCAGGAGGGCGAUGCCACGGGGGUGGCCUGCCAGGCCGAGAAGGCAGAGGGGGCGGUGGCCGAGCAGGCGGUGCUUCGCGGCGGCUCGGGGCGGCAGCCGCGGCGCUCGCCACCGCCGCGCGCGGGGAGUGCGCGCGGCCGGCGGGG